CUGCUGAGAUCUAAGCUAAAAAAAGUUUGCAUACUGCUGAGGUGUGUGUCAUUUGGCAAGUUCCAUUGAACUGAAAGCGGAAGGGAAAGGAAUCGAGGCAAAAGGGAGGGACUGGACGUUGCCCAGUCUUCAGAAUGCGGAAGUUACUAUUGGUGAGGAAAGAGACACUUAAAUUCCCUCUUACUUAAGGCGACAGCUUGUAACCAGAAAGUCUGUUGAUUAAAUGACCACGAAAUAUAUCAGUGUAUCAGGUCUAGAUUUGUACUGGCAUGGAAAAAACAAGGGCAGCUACAUGGGUCAGAACUGAAGAAUCUGGGGAAUUUCAGAAUUCUCAUGGUGGAAACAAAAGAGGAAACAAUGUUUGUAGACAAGAAAACAUAAGGACAAGCUCUCCCAUGGUACGGAGGACAGAAAGUGCCAACAGGACUCCAUCACCCGCCACAAUAUCGAGGAGGAAACGAGGCAUGAGGGGGAGUGUGUGGAGCACUGCAGGGUCGUUGCCUCUUAGAGGAGCAUGUAUCUCUGCAGCUAGUUUUGAUGCUAUUGAUGGACCAGAAGAGCAGACACUGGAUUCAGCUGUUAGCAGCUUGGUACUAGAUCCAAAUGAACAUGCGUGGAUGCUGAUUGCUGCAGAGGGCAAUUUUGAUGAGCUUAAAGAGUUUUUAUGGCUGGAUCCAAGCCUUUUGUACAAGAGAGACUUUGUUACUGGUUACUCCAUCAUCCACUGGAUGGCUAAGCAUGGCCACCAUGAGGACCUGAUCAAGGUCAUGGAUUUUGCUUGUGAUACUGGUUACACCCUGGAUAUCAAUGUCCGUGACAGUGGUGGACUUACCCCUCUGCAUAUUGCUGCUUUGCAAGGCCAUGUCAUGGUUGUCAAGGUGUUGGUUGGUGCAUUCAAUGCAAACAUUCAUGCUAGGGACCACAAUGGGCUCAAGCCUUGGCAGUAUCUAGGACCAGGAACUGCAAGGAAUCUUCAGGAGCUGUUGGGAGCUCCUGAGGAAGAUAGUGAUGUAUUAGCUACAAUGAACAUAAAUAAUAAUUGUCAACCCAAAAAUCUUCAAGUCCGUGAUGAAACAGAUCCUGCUCCAAAACUCAUGGUUGCCAUAGCACCUCUCCAAAACCUUUUCAAAAGUGCCUAUGGUUUUCUCAAGAAAUGGUAACAGCUGACAAUUUCACAGACACUUUAUCUAGCACAAAUAAUACUCAGUAUUGCACUAAAAAAGCAUCGCCUACAGUAGUGAGUAUUACAGCCUAAAUGCAUUAUGCAUGGUACUCAUAACUGCAAAUAAUUAUUAACUGUGUACUUUUAAGGGCUGGUAACUUACCCACCUUAUACUGUAUGUCUAGUGAAAGCCUCUAGUGCUUUGAGUAAGCUCAGUUUUCUGCUUCAUUGGGUUUCACAAGUGCUUUACAUUUAUUGCAAAAAACUGAGCUGGUCAGGUGGCCAUAUGUGGACAGAUUUCAGCUGCUGAUUUGGGUCAUUUUGGCGGCUUAUCCGUCCAUGUAUGGGCCACCCCCCCUGCGGGCCUACCUAACCGACAUAUGGCCUAAAAUUCGCCAGAUCUUUAUCAGGCAGGUUUUGUUUUCUAUUGAAAUGGGGACCACAUUGGAUCAUUGAUGCAGUCCUCACUCCAACUGAGCCUAUGCCUGGCAUUGUAAUUUGAUUGUUUGACCCUAGGUGGGCAUAUUGGGAGAGGUCACUAAAGAAGUGGAUAUUACAAUAU
Messenger RNA from Xenopus tropicalis (tropical clawed frog), 1724 nucleotides. RefSeq names its product sosondowah ankyrin repeat domain family member D (gene sowahd). Lineage: Eukaryota; Metazoa; Chordata; Amphibia; Anura; Pipidae. The transcript is spliced from 2 exons. The record is from RefSeq and is a predicted model, not a curated record. The coding region runs from base 270 to 1160 and encodes 296 amino acids.